Molecule: messenger RNA, 585 nt
Organism: Quercus lobata
Lineage: Eukaryota; Viridiplantae; Streptophyta; Magnoliopsida; Fagales; Fagaceae
Exons: 1
Coding region: 1-585 (194 amino acids)
Source: RefSeq, a predicted model, not a curated record
AUGUCGGUGGCCCGACUCCGCGCUGAAGUUGACGACCAUGAGUCUAAGAGGGCUAAAGGGAUGGCCUCGCCCAUGCUCGGAUUCUCGGAUGAGGAUAAGGUUGGAACUAUCCAGCCCCACGACGAUACUCUAGUCAUCACACUCACGAUCGGGGGAUAUGACGUGAAGAGGGUGCUAGUUGAACAGGGCAACGUUGUGGAGGUAAUGUACCUCGACCUGUAUAAGGGGCUGAAGCUGAGACCCAAAGACUUGACGGCAUACGACUCCAUUUUGGUAAGUUUCAAAGGGAAAAUCGUUACUCCGAAAGGCCAGAUUAGAAUGCCUAUACAAACAGACUCGGACAUAGUGGAGGUGGACUUCAUAGUGGUGGACGCAUAUUCACCCUAUACCGCCAUUGUAGCUAGACCUUGGCUUCAUGCCCUAAGAGUUGUUUCCUCAACCUUGCACCAAAAGAUGAAGUACUCGUCGGAGGGUCGGGUCAAAGAAGUGAUAGGAGACCAAGCCAUGGCCCGGCAAUGCAUGGUGUCCGCCAUCUCGCGACGGCUGAGUGCCGAGCCUUCAACCCCUAUCGAGAAUGGCUUAUAG